AUGGUAAUAUUACCUGAAUCAUUAAGAUUCGUUUUUUCAACAUUAUCAUGGACUUUACGAGCAGGAUGUUUGGCUCAUAUAAUACACGAAAAUGUAUAUGAAUUCACAGAAACAAGAGGUGAAUCAAUGUUACCAACAGUUCAAAAUCAAAAUGAUUAUGUGCAUGCUUUUAAAAAAUAUAAUUAUGGUAGGGAUUUAGAUAUUGGGGAUUGCAUAGUGGCGAUGAAACCAAGUGAUCCUUCUCAUAGAAUAUGUAAACGAAUAACUGGAAUGCCUGGAGAUAUAGUUCUAGUUGAUCCAUCAUCAUCUUCGGACUUAACAAAUUCGCCAAAUGAGGUAAUACAGAAUGAUGGAUUCAACAAAUUCAUACGAAUACCUGAUGGCCACGUUUGGUGUACUGGUGAUAAUUUAUGUCAUUCUUUGGAUUCAAGAUCUUAUGGAGUUUUACCUAUGGGAUUAAUAACUGGUAAAAUCGUAGCAGCAAAUUCAAUGGGCGAUGGUUUACGUGGUUUUUUUAAUUUUAGAUGGAUUACAAAUACAUUUAAAGAUGAAUGA
Messenger RNA from Lodderomyces pseudojiufengensis, 555 nucleotides. It is a transcript of the gene IMP1, whose product is annotated as endopeptidase catalytic subunit. NCBI's taxonomy places the organism in Eukaryota, Fungi, Ascomycota, Pichiomycetes, Serinales, Debaryomycetaceae. The coding region runs from base 1 to 555 and encodes 184 amino acids. The transcript has a single exon. Gene Ontology annotation, molecular function: serine-type endopeptidase activity. Gene Ontology annotation, cellular component: mitochondrial inner membrane peptidase complex; membrane. The record is from RefSeq and is a predicted model, not a curated record.